AGAAAUGGUCGUGUUUAAAGCUGUCUUCUUGCCUUAGCUUGUACCUCGUAACAGAAUUGUUACAAUAAUAACAUAUAGGCUUCUUUCUACAGACUGUGCAGAAAUACCUGAGGUAUCCUGGAGAUGUCUUCUGGUGUCUUGUGAAGGCGCAGCCUUAGUUACUUGAAGAUAGCUGUUAGUACAGGCUUUAUUGUAAUAGCGUCACCUUUUCCUGUCUCUUACAGAAUUACACGAGAGAGAAAGAUAUAAACUCUAGGUAACUCUUAAAAGCUUAUGAAUGAGGUAGGAAAGUUGAUGCUUAGAGAAAGAUCAAGCUGACUUGGCUUGUCCAAGCAUGCCUGUAGAAACAUGCCUACAGAAAGGGUCUGUGAUUUUUGCCGAGAUAAGAAUUCAAAUGUUUUAGCAUCAGUCUUGGUUCAGUCUGCUAGCCUAAAAUGUGUUGCUGAAUUUUGCGAACGUGGCAGUUCUAAACGAUUAAACUAGAGAAAAAAAUAACUGCUAGAAUCUGAACUGCAUUUGUAGGUUUUUGACGACCUGGAAGGUCUGCAGAGAAGGAUGCAAAGACAAAGCAAAAUAAAGAGAGAAAAAAGCUGCAAAUGUCUGUUUCAUAUGGUUUUGAUAUAACGAGCUUGUUAAUGACCAGCCUGUCUUUCCUAGUGGUGAGGAGGGGAAAGAUGGGGGAAUUGGUUGAAGGAGAACCGUAAUGUGUUUCUGAAGAGGACAAACUUACUGUAAUAUGGUUAGCUAAAAAUCUUAGGGAGCUGUUGCUGAUACCUUGGGGGAGCCAGCCUCUCUCUUUCUGAAAUACUGAGUAGCACCAACUUGGAUGUUGGAAUCGUAGUCAACUGUUCCCCUUAGUCUCCUGCUUGCUUGGGUGUAUCAGCUUGGGCUGUUUCUUGUGUUCUUAAUCAUUCAUGAAAGUGGAGGUGGGAUGUAAGCAAAAUAUACCCUUCAUUUUGAUACUACGUGGCAAAUAAGGUUCUUUGUUUUGUAGUAAUUCUUUCCUUGCUACGUUCUUUUUCUUGCCAUUACUGUGUAUUGGCCAAUCCGUAAAAAUUCUUUCUUCCUGUUGAUGUUCCCAUGUUCCUUUCCAUAUCCCACCAUGCCCUCUUAUAAAUAUUCUCCGCUGUUCUGUAGAAUCUCUUCAUCCCUUUUCCUUUUAUCUUGCUUCAUCUCUCUAAUUUUCAUGGUUUUCUUGCUUCCCUAUCAUCUCUGUGCUGCAGAAGGCUUUCUCAAGUUGGUGCUCCGGUUUGGACUUGCUAGUCUGGUUGCAUCUAGCAGUAGUGUGAAGAGAAGUGCUUGCCGACUGCUCCCGCUCUGUUAACAGCAUUUUUAUUGUUAGACAGAAUUUUGCUGAUACAAGCUCUAUGUAAGGAGUGCUUUGUUAUUAUAGUACAUACAUUUGUAUAUAUAUGUAUACGUUUGAAUGGCUUUAUAUCUACUCCACAUAUGCAGGUUGGACCUCAAGAUGGUCUGGAUGGGGCAGGAGUAUAAUAGUGUGUAAUCAUUGACUCUGGAAUAACAAAUCUUCCUGUUUGAUGGUGGAAACUUUCAAAUAUGUAAUCAUUUAAAUAGCUACUGAAAUGUUCAGUGUGCUUCCCUGGGAAUAUAGGGAGGAAUUACUGUUAGUGACUUGAAUCCUGGACUGCUUGAAAAAAAGGUUCCUGGGCAAGGGAGAACAUAAAAUGUGAAGCUAUUUGUGUUAUAGGUUUCAAGUUUGCCUUCUCUGAAGGAAUUUAUGAACUCUCAUCUGAGGAAGCCCUGCUUCUGGGAGGUAUGCCGAGAACAAAUACCCUGGGAAAUCUGCAGUGCUGUAACUAAGAACUGGAGUUAUAUACACAAGGCAUGUCCACUUAAUGGAUUUGCAAGUAUUUUUUUCUUAUUUGUUUCAGCUAGAGUAAAAAGCUCUUGAUAAGGCAAAGAGGUGAUUUGCUCUAGUUGGUGUCAAAAUAUUUGAAAAUGGACAAGUAUCACAAACAUUCUGCAGACUAGACGUUACCUGAAACCUUGUGUACUUCACAGGUACAAUGAGUAGGGCUUUGAAUUAAAGUUAGGAUCAACCAGUAGUUUGAAUAUUUAGCCUUGCAAUCCUGUUCCACCUUCCAGAAGACAGUUCUUCAAACAGGACUUUUUACCAAUGUGUCCUAUGUAUCUCUGGCCUUUGCUCCCUGCCUGAAUUAAGUGGCUCAAAAUGCCAGAUGCCUUCUGUCCUUUGGUGAAGUAAUAUUGAAACCACUUCAGGUGGGGCAGAUAAUACUUUCUACUAGGAAAUACUCGUUUUGCCUGAGUGACUCAAGGAGUUAUACUUUGUCUGCUUCCAUUUUGUCAAGUAUCUAGACUUUGCAGGCAAUUUUAAAUCUAUCCAGGUUCAUAGGGGGAGAAGCGUGUUAUUGUGAUAUGGUAACUUAGAUUCCUUUCCAAAAAGAAAAUAAAUUGCAUACGUGAAUAUUAACUGGGAGAGGAUUGGAGAUGAGUCUAGAGUGGCAAGGUGGGGAGGAUUAAGUCUCCUUAGUCUUCUCCUCAUAAGGGUUCUGUGUCAGUGGAGAAAUUAGGGCUAUAUUGGAAUGGAAAGAAUAAAGGCUCUUUCGCUUCUCUAUUUUCUGUUAUACUUUAUGCUCUGCAUCCUGCCCCUUUCUGAAUUCUUUUGCAAGCUAGGAUUUGGGGAUCCUGAUCAGAAUGUGAGUUUGACGCUUUGAAGACCAAGGAAUAAAAUAUGAUUGUGCUUGACAACCAUGCUGUAGUGUGGAAGAAUGGGGGAUGGCCACAGUACUUUGAGAGGAACAGGAAAUACAGUGGUGAUAAUGGUUGGUUAUCCGAAAGGAAUAGAGAUAUUGGAGCCAGUACGAAGAGGGAUUCCAGUAAAAAUGAGUAUCGUUGUUGGUACACGACACGUACAGGAGUAUAUUAGUGGUCAGUCGGUUGUGUUUGUAGCCAUCGCCUUCAUCACCAUGAUGAUUAUAUCACUUGCUUGGCUCAUAUUUUACUAUAUACAACGUUUCCUGUAUACAGGAUCACAAUUUGGAAACCAGGGACAUAGGAAAGAAACCAAGAAAGCAAUCAGCCAGCUUCAGCUGCAUACUGUGAAACGUGGAGACAAGGGUUUAGAUGUUGAUGUGGAAAACUGUGCUGUAUGCAUUGAAAAUUAUAAACUGAAAGAUACUGUCCGAAUUCUGCCGUGCAAGCAUAUAUUUCAUAGAACGUGCAUUGACCCUUGGCUUUUGGACCACCGAACUUGUCCAAUGUGUAAACUAGACGUUAUUAAAGCUUUGGGAUACUGGGGGGACCCUGAAGAUGCGCUUGAUGUUCCAAUACCGGAAUCAAUAAGUGGCAGUGUUUCAGUUGGAAGUCUGAGUAUUGCUUUACAAGAAGAGGAUAGAAAUGAAGUAAGCGAAUUGUCUGCCUCUUCCACUAAUGAAUCUGUAUUGCAAUGUACCAGUUUGAAAGAGGAUGCAGGUGAAACCACAGCAUUACUUGAUAUGGCUGUCAGUAAUAACCGGCAUGGAGAACAUCUGUCUAAUGGAAAUUCCCACUGAACUGCUUCAUGGAAGAGAUCUUGAACAGACUGUUAAAGAACUAUUAUUUUUAUUUAAUUAGUAUGAACUUUUGUCUAGUUAAUGGCAAAUAACAAUGUAAAUUAUUUUACCUUUCAAACUUUUCUAGCUGGUAUUCCAAAAGGGCUAAUAACUUAGAAUUUUGUACAAAAGAGGAUUUUAUAAAAUCUCCUCUGGUUGUCUCAUCCUAAAAAAAGAUGCAAUAACCCUUUUUCUGUGAGCAUUAUUACAAUGUCAUUGUGUUCCAGAGGGCUGUAACAAAGAUGAAGACUAGGCAGUGAAAACAAUGUGGAAUGUCUAAUGGAUAAAUACUUUGGAUGCACUAUUUACAUUCAGUACAUACACACAGAGAACACUUACAAGACUACAACUAUUAAAAUGUUCUGAAAGUUCCGAUCUGUUGUAAUUGGAGAUAGAUGUUCUUAGAAAAGGCACAAUCUAAGGAUCAUUUGGAGGAGGCAAAUAACUCAAGGAUAUGUUACAUAUCCUUUUUCAUGAUGAAAAAAAUAGUUGCAAAAUUCCUUAUAUGUAAUAAAUACUAAUUUGAUCUUGUAAUGUGUUCCACUCGGAGUGGAUGCUGAGAGAAAAGGAGACUUUCUCCAUCUCACUAGCUUUUUAUACUGAAUUUGGCAGUAAUAGGUUGUGCUAGGGGGUCUUAACGUGCUGAGCAUGUAGACUUAUUUAGGUAUAUGCACACUGGUUACCUCUUUCGAUCUUAAACUCAGUAGAACAGAGGUAAAGGGCUAAUUAUGGCUAAAAGUAUAUUUAUUAGUCUAUUUAUAAGAUUUUACUGAACUCCUUCUUACUCCUGCUCCCAUCCUAUCCCACUUCUUUAGGUACAAGUUGGAACCAUUUCUCAAGAUCUUGUAUGAAGUGUGGAAGUUUUUUUUGUCUAUAGAUGCUAGAAUUCUUCUCUUGUCGGUUCCAUAUUAGGAGUUUUGACUGGGUUUAUCAUUAGCUUUUAUUCCUUUCUUUUGCAUUAGCAGUAUUGUGCCUUAUAGUAAAACAUUUAUUAAACCUGAAGCAUCUGAGAGUAAAUAUAAACCCUGGCAUCUCCCAUUAUGACCUCUUAUUCAAAUAUUUAUAUACUGUAAGUGGUAUAAGGAAUUGCUAAACUGUUUUGUAAAGAGAUAUGUAUAUUUAAAACACUACUUACCAAGAAUGCUAAAUGAAUUGCUUAGGAUUUUAGUAUUGUCAUGUUAUAAAUGUGCGACAUUCCUCAGUUUUUUGUAAAGCUGUUAUUACAGAUUGUUUAAAACAGUGUCUCUUACUAGACACUUGCUUUAGUGUGCAUUUUGUUUCUUAGAUGUAUAUUUGGAAUGUUUUUAAGAAAAUAUGCAAUUCUUUUUCUAACUUAUAUUGAGCUUCAAUAGAAGCAAUAACUUUUUUUUUAAUUUUAGAAUGAAUGUUCCAGAAAUGAGAGGUUUCAGCUGGGGAAAAAGAAUUUGAAUUUGUAUUUUGCAGAGCAGAUGUUUCAUCCUAGAUUUUCUUCAGAAUAUUCUUAUUAAUGCCUACUUAACAAAAAAUCUGCCUCUUCCCAGUAGGAGUUUUAUUUUAGGUUUACUGGAAAAUUGUCAGGUUGUAGUUUUCUGAUGUCACCAGCAGGUGCAAGUUUUUGUGAUGCCUUUAUCUUAUGAGAAGCACAUGAGAAUGGAAUGUGACUGACCAACCAUCUCCAAAACUGGAGAGAAAAAAACCCCGCAACUAAACCAAACAAUGUAUAGGGACCUGUCUGUCUCCAAAAGAAGCUUAUCAACAUUUCCAGAAACUGCCUUUUUAACUUGCUCUUCAGUAUGAAAAUUAAGUCUUCUCCCUCUUCCUUAACACAAAACUGAACAUUGAUAUAGUCUAUGUUGAGAGGGUUUAAACUCUAGCUCAAUGAGGAGUCAAAAGCAGUUAUCAAGAGAAGCCUUGUCAAUCUGUGGAUCAUGUCUUGCUGAUACCUGCACCACAGUAUUCAUGCUGGAGGGGAGAAAUGUGGUGAUAGGUGAAGAUUUGGGAAUUGGAAUUGCAGAUUAAACAUGCACAAAUCAAGUUGAAGGUUUUUGUUCUUGUUCAGUAUAAGUCCUGAUCGCGCUCCUCAGAUAUUCUGCUGUAUUGCAAAACUUGAUUUAAGAAAGUUUAAAAAGUAGAAUGUCGUUAUAAUUGCAUGUGUUUGUGUGAGGAAUGCAUUGCCUGGAAACUGUCCAUAUAUACUUCCAUUGGACCUGAAGCUAGUUUUCACCAUCUGAAACACGGUAAUGAUACUGCAUUGUUAAAUGAGCAUAUCCUCCUUAAUUCAGAAGAGCAAAAUAAUUUGAGCUUCCAUCAUUUCAUUAGUUUGAGGUUAAGUCCAAAAUCUGGAAUUCAAUUACUUCUACUGCAAACAUGUCUGCACAUAACCAUUGGAACUUGCUAGUCUUGCUGUCAGCUGCUACUCACAGUCAGCUGUCUCUUAUAGUAAGUAACCUUGUAUUAACUUGGUUGCAUUGAUUAGAUUAAGCACUGAACUUUUUUCCAUUGUGUAUGUACAAGUGUAAGAAUGUCAAGUUAUGUAUUGUUGAUGUAACUUUAAAGUUAAUGGCUGAAAGCUCAAAUUCCAUAAUAAAUUAUAGACCUUUU
This is a messenger RNA of Struthio camelus australis, 6152 nucleotides long. The record is from RefSeq and is a predicted model, not a curated record. NCBI's taxonomy places the organism in Eukaryota, Metazoa, Chordata, Aves, Struthioniformes, Struthionidae.